Molecule: messenger RNA, 893 nt
Organism: Impatiens glandulifera
Lineage: Eukaryota; Viridiplantae; Streptophyta; Magnoliopsida; Ericales; Balsaminaceae
Exons: 2
Coding region: 89-673 (194 amino acids)
Source: RefSeq, a predicted model, not a curated record
AUCUCUUAGCUAUAUAACCAAACCCAAUACCUUCUCACUUGUUCCCAUCUUAACCAAUAUCCAAAUUCAUCAAUUCAUUAAAGAUAUCAUGAUCUCCUUUGAUCAUCAAACCACAACAAACCCAAUUCGAGAAUCUAACAAGAAUUCCUCAAAGAAAAGAUCAAUGGAAGAGCUGGAGGGCUCUCAUCAUCAUGAAGAAGAUGAUGAUCAGAUCAUCCACAACCACAACCACAACUCAUCAAAGGCAAAAACCAUGAAAUGGGCUUUUGACACUGAGCUUCACCUUCAAUGCCCUUCUCCCAAUUCUUAUGAUAUAAAACAAUGCAAUUUUAAGCUUGGGAAGAAGUAUUGCCAUCAUGAGACACAUAUGAACCUAGAUUUGGAGCUCAACCUGCCUUGCGGAGGGACAUCGAGUCCCCGAGGCGAAGUGAACCGGCCUGCAGCUGCUGUUGCGGAAGAGAAGGAGAUAGAGAGGCAGCGUGGUGAUGAGGUUGCGGCGGUGGAGGGAGAUCAAAAGGAGAUGGUGGCGGCUGCAUGCCGGAGAUGUCACAUGCUGGUGAUGAUGUGUAAGGCUUCGCCUGCUUGUCCUAACUGCAAGUUUAUUCACCCGCCUGAGCUGACCCAACCAGGCCUCUUCAUUAAGCCACGCCGUAGUAAUUGGCUUCUUUGUUAAGUCUAAGGUCUCAUGAUAUCUCUCUUUUAGUACUACAAAUAUAAUUUGAUCUCAAAUUUGUAACUUUAAUAAUAUAUCUCAUAUAUAUAGUACUCUCCAUGGCUAGCUAGCUUUGUAAAUUAUGUUUCUUGUCCAAAUCUAAAUUAGUCAUUCUCUAUUUUUUUUGUUAGAUCUAGGACAAUUAGUUCUUCAAUAGUGUGAUAAUUAUUAUGGUUUAUCA